ACAAAAUCUCUCUCUCCUCUUUCUCUUUCAUAAAAUCUCAAACAAAAUCUCUCUCUCUAGCGAAGGAAGGCACGAGAAUAAAACACACCCUCCCUCCCCUUUCUCUCUUAUAAAAUCAAAAAAAUCUCUCUCUCUCGAACAAAAUUACAACUACAAUAAUGAAAAUUUCAACAAAAGGGGGGAUAUCCAAAAAAACCAACAAAAUCAUAAGCCCCCUCUUUGCCUGUUCAAUUCUCCGCCAUUAUCGCUUCUCUCUCCCUAUCCCUCCUACCUUGCCUGUUCAAUUCUCCGCCAUCAUCGCUUCUCUCUCUCUCUCUCUUUUUCUUUCUUUUGUGUCUCUAUAUUUCUCUCCUCAUUUUCUCUCUCUACUUUGCUUUUUUCUGUUCCUUUGUCUUUGUUUUUCUAUGCAAUGCACGAAGAAGCUUUAAUCUCUGGAGCUGUUCAGUAGCUCUAAGGAGUUGCUGAAAUGGCUGACGAUUGCUGGAUCCUUAAUAAGAUGCUUCUGUUGAUCUUUGCGAUGAUCUGUGGAGUUUUCAUUUGCUUUGUCUGUUUAAAGCAGAUAAGCACACAUGUGCAGCCCAUGUACGUUGUGCCAAACAUUAUUAUGGUCGGAACUCCUUGUCCUGAUAAUAGUAUUGAACCAGCAGAUAGUUUGUAUUUGCACUACCCGCAACCUACGACUUAUGGAAGGGGUGAAUGCAGGUGUACUCCUGUUCGUCAUUUUUCAAUCUUGUCCAUGCAAAGGUCUGGAAGUGGGUGGUUUGAAACAUUACUCAACAGCCACCCCAACAUUAGCUCCAACGGAGAAAUUUUUUCUGUUAAAGAGAGACGAAGUAACAUUUCAUCUGUUUUGAGGACUUUGGAUAAGGUUUACAAUUUAGAAUGGACUAGUAGUGCUGCCAAAAAUGAAUGCACAGCUGCAGUUGGUUUUAAGUGGAUGCUUAACCAGGGUCUUAUGGAAUAUCACAAGGACAUUGUUGAUUACUUCAACCGGAGGGGUAUUUCUGCAAUAUUUCUAUUUCGACGGAAUCUCCUCCACCGGUUGGUUUCAGUACUUGCAAAUGCCUAUGAUCGUGAUGCAAAGCAAUUAAAUGGCACACACAAAUCCCAUGUACACUCAAAGCAAGAGGCAGAGGUGCUAGCAAAAUACAAGCCAACGAUUGAUAGCACAUUAUUAAUAACAAACCUAAAACACAUAGAAGACAUUACUGCUGAUGCCCUGAAAUUUUUCAAGAGCACUCGCCUUAUAAUACUCUACUAUGAAGAUCUCAUCAACAACCAAAAGAAGUUAAUGGAUGUUCAAGAGUUCCUUAGAGUGCCUCGUAGGGAUUUGCAGAGCCAUCAAGUUAAGAUUCACACCAGGCCCAUUUCGGAGCAAGUGGAGAAUUGGGAUGAUGUCUACAAUACACUGAAGGGCACCCAGUAUGAAAUCUUUCUCAAUCAAUCAGACUACGCAUCUAAUUGAUAUGUUUCUUCAUAGGAAACACAAGUUAAGCUCUGGAUGUUGUAAAUAUGCCCGUUCUCAUUCUUUAUUCUUAACCCGAGGGACCAUCAGACCGCUUACCCCACCUCAUCUGUAAUUUGUCUGAUGCACAUGAGAAUUUUGACUAAUGCACCAGCAUCACGUGUUUUUGCUCUCACUGAAGCCUAAGUUAAAUCACUAGCAGGCUGCCUUAUGGUUGUAAUAUGUUGCAAGAUUUCAAUGAAAUCUGAGGUUAGUUCUCGAUUAA
Amborella trichopoda is the source of this 1730-nucleotide messenger RNA. RefSeq lists its product as uncharacterized. The record is from RefSeq and is a predicted model, not a curated record. Lineage: Eukaryota; Viridiplantae; Streptophyta; Magnoliopsida; Amborellales; Amborellaceae.